This is a messenger RNA of Lodderomyces oxycetoniae, 762 nucleotides long. RefSeq names its product Gir2p (gene GIR2). Bases 1 to 762 code for a protein of 253 amino acids. The record is from RefSeq and is a predicted model, not a curated record. The transcript has a single exon. NCBI's taxonomy places the organism in Eukaryota, Fungi, Ascomycota, Pichiomycetes, Serinales, Debaryomycetaceae. Gene Ontology annotation, molecular function: protein binding. Gene Ontology annotation, biological process: cytoplasmic translation.
AUGGACCCAGUUGAGGAGCAGGCGCAGGAGAUUGAGAUACUUCAAUCGAUCUAUCCUGACGAGCUAGAGUUUCUCAAUGAUUCUCAAACGCAGUUUCAGAUUAGAGUCGAUUUGGAUUUACAAAGUGAUCGAAAACAUUCAUUUUAUUUAAUAGUCAAGUAUCCAGCUACCUAUCCUGAAGUAACGCCAAAUCUAAGUAUAGAAAUUGCAGCACAACAGGGGGACGAAGAAGAAGAGGUGCUGCAACAACAACAUGCAAACUUGCUGGACGGAGACGAGAGUGAUGAGGAUAGCAAGAAUAUCCAAUUGGCACUACAUAUGGCAGAAACCAUAGAUUUUACAAAAGAAGAUUUAAACAAACUUCUAGGCAAACUAAAUGAUGAAGCUCAAGUCAAUAUAGGUAUGCCCUCGAUAUUCACAUUAGUCAGUGUAUUAAAAGACGAAGCAGAAUGCCUAUUUCAGCAAAAGCUUGAUUUUGCCAAUCAACAAUUUGAAAGAAAACGUAAAGAGUUGGAGAAAAUUGAACAAAAGAAAUUCCAAGGCACAAAAGUAACUAAGGAAAGUUGGCUUGAGUGGAGGAACAAAUUUAGAGAGGAAAUGAGGUUCGAUAAAAUUGAUGAAAGGAAAAAAUUCGAAAUGCACGGUGGUAGACUCACAGGUAAAGAAAUAUUUGAAAGGGGGUUGGCUGGUAAUGAAGACGACGUGGAAGAAAACGAGCAAGAAGAGAAGUUGGCCGAUGGUGUAGGUAAAAUUGCUGUUUGA